Vicia faba (fava bean) is the source of this 972-nucleotide messenger RNA. The record is from the annotation of a GenBank genome assembly. NCBI's taxonomy places the organism in Eukaryota, Viridiplantae, Streptophyta, Magnoliopsida, Fabales, Fabaceae.
AUGGCUUCAUCUCAAAAAAGACUAGGAGAAUUUCUUAAUGAGCAACAAGAACCUUUCAUGCUAGAGCUAUACCUUCUAGAAAGAGGAUACUUAAAUGAAGAUUCAUUAAAAAAGAGAAAGAAAAAGGUUUUAAUACCAUUUUCAAAUUUUCUAGCUUCUAUAGUUAACAAGCUAGCUUUUCAUAGCCAAGGUAAUUCUAUAUCAACUUCUAGGGACAAUGGUCAAAGAAAAAAACAUGCAAGUUGCAAUGUUCAAAUUUCAUCAGCCAGUUACAACUCUACCAUGUUCAAUUCAUGCUCAAACGUUGAUGAAGAAGGAACUUCAAUUUCAUCCCAUAAAGAUCACCAUUUAUGUUCUUCUCAUAUUCACCAAACUUGCAAGGAAUGCAAUAUGAGAUGGGAGAGACAGAGAUGCAUAGAGGGAAAGAUACCUCUAGAAAGUGAUUCCAAUGUGAACGAGGAAGUUAGGGAAAUGCAACAGAGAACAAACAUGCCUAAGAAAAUCAGAGAGGACUCACUAUUAUCAGCUGCUAUAUUGAAUUUACUUGGUGUCUCAUCAAAAAAAGAAGAUUGCACUAACCAGUCGCAAGAGUAUAUUUCUGAGCCUCGUGUUUCCCAAGUAUUAAAAUCCAAAAGGGUAUUAUCACACAAGAUAAAGAAACUUCUAUUUGAUUGUGUUGAAGAUAUUACAAUAACACUUCCAACAAAAGAGGUCAGAAAGCAAGUUCGCAGACAAUCCAUGGGGCCUAUAGAGUUUGAGAAGCUCACUUGUCAAGGAACGAGAGAAUGGAGACAAUAUUAUAGUGAAGAUGGUUUAAUGUCUUCAUUCACUAUUGAUUACUUGGAUUCAAUAAUGGAAUGGAGCAAGUUUGAACAACAAGUUAAGGAUAUUAGCUUUGAGAUUAGUGAUGCAAUUUUGGAUAUUCUCAACAAUGAAAUUGUAUUAGAAAUUAUUGCAACUUUACCACCUUAA